This is a messenger RNA of Verticillium dahliae VdLs.17, 1377 nucleotides long. RefSeq lists its product as uncharacterized. Lineage: Eukaryota; Fungi; Ascomycota; Sordariomycetes; Glomerellales; Plectosphaerellaceae. The coding region runs from base 1 to 1377 and encodes 458 amino acids. The record is from RefSeq and is a predicted model, not a curated record. The transcript has a single exon.
AUGGCCACCAAACGCCCGCGCAGCCCAGGUCAAGCUCUCAUUCCCAACCCUUUCAUCAAGAAGCGAAACCUAGAAUGGGCCCUCAACGUCCCCGAGGACGCCGCCCAAGCAACGCACCGCCAGGCAGCUGACGACAGCGAUGACGACGACGCUGCUCAACCGCCCCCGCCAACAGCCGCAGCCAUCGAAUCCGGCAGCGCCACCAUCGCCAACCACGCCGCACACUUCAGCGCCGUCCUCGCCGGCGCCGCCCUCGACCCCUGGCCCCGCGGCGCCCCGCGCCUGCCCACGGCCGCCUUCGCCGCCCUCUACGCGUCGUGCCUCGGGGCCCCGAGCGGCGCGCACUUUGUCGUCCACCAGCACGACCACCCCGUCGCGGGCACGCACUACGACCUGCGGCUGCAGAUCAACGGGGCGAGCAGCGCGAGCUGGGCCGUCAUGUACGGCCUGCCGGGCGACGCCGGCUCGGCCCGGCUCGGCCGCAACGCAACCGAGACGCGCGUGCACUGUCUGUGGAACCACCUCGUCGAGACGGCGUCGCGGGCCACGGGGUCGCUGCUUGUCUGGGACACGGGCACGUAUGAGGUGCUCGGGCGGCGGUCCAAGUCUGCGCCCGAGGUUGAUCCUGAGUCGGAGCGAAGCGAGGACGAGGCCGAGGCCGAGGAUGGCAGGACGGAGCAGGAGAAACUUCGGGAUGCCUUUGCCGAGAGGAAGAUUCGGGUCCGGCUGCACGGCGCAAGGCUGCCGAGGGGCUAUACGCUCAAUUUGCGGCUGACGAAGGAAGAAGAUCGGGAGGGGAGGGAGAAGGCUAGCAGGUCAGCCAGCAGAGCGGCUCCGCAGAGGAGGAGGCGAAGGAUGGUUCAAAAACAGGACGUCAUCGUUGAGACGAGCGAGGAGGCCGAUUCGUCGUCUUCCGAGAAAGAGGAGGAGGAGGAGCUGGACGAUGCCGUGCUCGAAGCAAAAGAGGAAGUCCCGGAGGAGGAGUCGAACCCCCUGGCAGGCCCGGCCAAUAUGUCACAGGCUAUGCGUCAGGAAAUUGAGGAACUGGAAGACGCUCAAGUCCGCGCCACGAACGCCUACCCCGGCGCAGAGAACACCAUCGGCAGCGUCCACCAGCGUAGGUGGUACCUCUCCAUGGACCGAGCGGCGAGCGGCUUCGUCAAGAAAAGGAGAGGGGGUGGGGCGAAGAAGCUACGCUGGGAGUUAGAAGAUGAGCAAACCCCGGGUGAAGACGGACGUCUGACAUACCCCUUUCAUGUCCGCGGACCCGAAGUCGAGCGUAGUCUCAUCACGGGCCGUCUCGGUAGUGACGUCCUCCGUGACGAGGGCGUCGUGGACUUCGUAGGCCGCAAGGGGUGGCGGCCCGUACUGCGUUGA